CAUGGCGUCCAACUUACCGCUAUCCGCGAUGCUCCUCCCCCGCGCCCACGACCACGGCGACAUGACCGACGACCAAAUCGCCGAGACGAUGCGCGAUCCAUACGACGAGCAACCUAAGUACGCUAGGGGCGUCAUCUACGCCGUCUGCGCUACUAUCUUUCUCUUCGGGCUCGCCCGCGCUGUGCUCGCACUCCGCUCUAGAAAGCCCUCGGUGGGCGGCAAGGGCGGUGUGUAUGCAAGGACGGUGGCGGCAGCACGUUACUUCGCGACGAGGCAGCACCGCGUGCCGUUCGUGCGUGCGGUACUGCAGGUGCCGUCGCUGGGCGUUGGGCUGCUCAUGGUGGCUUUCUUUACGUUUGUGUUUGCGUGGACGUGGUCUGUUAGGCCUUAUUACUGCUCGCAGUGGAAUGUUUGCGGCUCGCCGUUGGCGAUGCGGACUGGGCUUAUGGCUGUGGGCUGCUUCCCCUUCAUCAUGGCCUUCACUUCAAAGUGGAACUUUGUCACGCUUAUCACCGGGCACUCGCACGAGAAACUGCAGGUGUACCACCAGUACAUGUCGCAUGUCUUCAUGAUUCUGUCUCUGAGCCACUCGUUCCCUUGGGUGAUCCAGGGCAUGCGCGAGGUCAAACCCGGCUUCGAGCCGCUCACACAGCUCGAAUGGAGCUGGCACGUUGCGAAGAGAGUCUACUACUGGUCCGGCGCCGCCCUCCUCAUUAUCCUCGUCUGGCUCUGCUGCGCCUCCUUCCCCGUCUUCCGCCGCGCGCAUUACGAGUGGUUCAAGUACCUGCAUGUCAUCUCCGCGCUCCUCUUCCUCGGCUUCUUUUUCGUUCACUGUAACCGCCUCCUGGGCUCCUGGGACUACCUCUGGGCGACCACGGCCAUCUACGGUGCGAGCGUCGCUGCGCGGUUUGGGUGGAUGGGCUGGGUGAAUGCGAGGACAAGACCGACAGCAAGGUGUGAGGUCCUGGAUGGGGAGAUGGUGAGGUUGACGGUGAGGCUGAGGGCACAGGAGAGGUGGAGGCCUGGCCAGCAUUAUUUCUUCCAUUUUUUGAAGGUGAUGCCGUGGCAAUGACACCCAUUCACAAUCGCCUCUAUCCCAUCUGAGUCGACUUCUGGCGAGCAAGAAAUGGUCGUCCUCGUGCGCUCCGCGAAGGGCAUCACGAAGCGUCUCCUCAAGCACGUCUCCUCUACCUCCUCUUCAUCUGAAGUUUCGCUCCCGCUCUUCCUCGAUGGCCCAUAUGGCGGUAUCCGUACGGACCUUGCACAGUUCGAGCACGUCGUUCUCGUCGCAGGUGGGACAGGCGUGACCUUCGUCCUACCAGUGCUGCAGGAUCUCGUUAGGCGGAUGCGAAAGGCAGAGGAGGGAAAGAAAGGUGAACAAGCGCAACAGAAUGAUGUGGUGUGCAAAAGCGUGCUGGUGGUCUGGAGCGUUCGAGAGAAAGAAUGUAUAUCCUGGGUGCUCCCCGACCUUCAAAAAGUCAUCGCCGACGCACCUCCCUCGUCUGUCUCGAUAAAAAUCCACGUCACCCGCGGUGGCCCAGGUACCAAGGACAUCGAGUCGUCCUCCGCCUCUUCUUCCCAAGACAUCGACGAGAAGCAGUCGGUGGACGAUGAGAAGAAAGAAGCCGCGGCGCUUUCGUACCCCUGGUUUGGUCGCCCGAAUCUCAAGGCCGAGGUUGAAGAGGCCGCGAAGCAGGUGAAGACCUUGGGUAUCGCCGCCUGUGGUCCUGAUUCACUCGUCCACGACGUCAGGAACGCUGUUGCGUCCAUCGAGAAGGGGAUCGCCCUGGGUAAGGAAACGGGGUGCACGGAGGUGUAUUUGCAUACGGAGGAGUAUGAUUGGUA
Messenger RNA from Cyclocybe aegerita, 1845 nucleotides. NCBI's taxonomy places the organism in Eukaryota, Fungi, Basidiomycota, Agaricomycetes, Agaricales, Hemipholiotaceae. The record is from the annotation of a GenBank genome assembly.